CAGGCGUGAUUGUGGUCAUGACUACGUUCAUCUUCAUACAAAAGUCUCUGGUCUGAUGUGUUACUUCCUAAUUCACCCAUCGUGUGAGUCUCGUCUCUUCUCUAUUCUCACUCUCGCUGUAAUGGAGUUGUUCAUCUUCAUAGUGUUUCAGCUCCUGACGGAGGUUCAGUCUUACAGUUCCCUUCAGAAACCCUUCAUCGGUGUUAGUGAUUAUGAUGACCAGCUCUUCAUAUCAUGUGAAAUACCACUUACAGUCAGAGCUGAUUUCAUCUGUAGUCUCUACACUGAGGAUGAUGUUCUUCUGUUUCACCGUGUCUCUCAGUGGAGUCAGUCUGGAAAGAAUCUUUGUAUAUUUUAUUUAAGUCGUAGUGAAAUCUUCACACAAUCAGUGAACAGCAGAGAGCUGAGCUGUGUUUAUUCACUCAAGACUGAACCUGAGAUCAGAUCACCACACAGUGACACAUACACCAUCAGAGACACAUUCCCCAUCACAGUCACCAUCACCAUCAGAGACACAAUCACCAUCAGAGACACAAUCCCCAUCAGAGACACGAUCACUACCAGAGAUCUUCCUCAGGCCAAGUUAAGAAUGUCUGCUUCAGUUAUUCUGGAAACAGACUCAGUUGAGCUGAGCUGUGAGAAUACUGAAGAUCUGAAGAUGGAGAAGUGUUACUUCAACAUAAAUGGAAGAGAAAGUAACUUAAAAGUGAGCUCAUCAUGUCAGCUCUCACUCACUGGAUCUCAGAUCAGUGUUUGGUCUGGAGGUCAGAGUUCAUCUGUGAGAAUAAGCUGCUUCUACACUGUGAUGAAGAAACAAGUUCAAAAACCAUCUGCUCACUCUGAUCCAGUGACAGUAAAAGUCCAAAUUUCAACAUCAACCACCACUGAACAUAUGACUACAACAACAGCCACGACAACCUCACUAGCUGUAAUCUCCACUUCUGAAACCACAACACCAUACAGUAAAACUAACCCCCAGUCCAUGACAAUCCUCUCAACAAGCACAACAAAGGAAACCAUUACUCUCCCUGCAGUUUCAACAGCAGGACCCACUCAAAAAUCUUCACAAAUGGACACAUCUUCAACAACAAUGGCUGUCAUUUUCACAUCUGAAGACCCAUUGUCCCACAGAACAGGCAACUUACUGCAUCUUUUCUAAAAAUCAGUAAAACAACAUAUAAGAAAAAAAUCUGUCCCUUUUCAUCAAAUCACUGAA
Messenger RNA from Carassius carassius (crucian carp), 1216 nucleotides. RefSeq lists its product as uncharacterized. The transcript is spliced from 8 exons. Lineage: Eukaryota; Metazoa; Chordata; Actinopteri; Cypriniformes; Cyprinidae. The record is from RefSeq and is a predicted model, not a curated record. The coding region runs from base 56 to 1159 and encodes 367 amino acids.